AUGGUGGUGUUCCUCAUCAACUACAAAGCCACACAGGUCAGCCCCUCAGAACUGCAAGAUGUGUUUCAGGAGACCUCCUCCAAUAUCUUCCAGAUCAACGGCAAUGUUGUCACACUAGAGAAGAAUCUCCAGUCCCUGGGGACAUCUAGAGAUACAGAAGAGCUACGACAGAGUCUACACUCCACGCAGCAGCAAACCAACAAAGUCAUCACCAGCACAAGCCAACUCAUCAAACAGCUCUCUGAUAUAAUCAGCUAAUCUUGUUUUGUUGCACAGCAAGACCGUCUGCACCUGACCAGACUAAAGACCGAACUCUCCGAGUCUGUGCAGCGCUAUGGGGAUCUGCAAAAGAAAAUUGCGGAGCGUUCAAGGGCCUUGCUCCCUCCAGCACAGAAAGACAAGAAGAAGAGUCCUCAGACCCUGUUCACUGAGCAGAUGGAGGAGGGCCCCCUGUUUGGAGAAGCAGUAGGCUCUGAGGAUAUGGCUCAGGCUUUCCUAUCUGAGAUCAGCGAGGAGGACGUGGAGGUGCUCCGCCAAAGAGAGGAGGCCCUGAUGCAGAUCGAAAGAGACAUGCUGGACGUCAGUCAAAUCAUGAAGGAUUUGGCCAGUAUGGUCCAUGAACAAGGCGACACCAUAGACAGCAUUGAAGAUUACAUCCAGACUACAUCAUCCAAUGUGGAAUCAGCCAAUCAGGAGCUUGCGAAGGCCAACCAGUACCAGAGACAGCUGAGGAAGAGGAAGUGCUACCUCCUUGUGGCCGGAGCCAUCGUCCUCACCAUCCUCAUUGUCAUCAUUGCUGUUUCAGCAAGGAAAUGA
This is a messenger RNA of Anoplopoma fimbria (sablefish), 816 nucleotides long. RefSeq names its product T-SNARE Domain Containing 1 (gene tsnare1). The transcript is spliced from 10 exons. Gene Ontology annotation, biological process: vesicle fusion; vesicle-mediated transport; intracellular protein transport. Gene Ontology annotation, cellular component: endomembrane system; membrane; SNARE complex. Gene Ontology annotation, molecular function: SNAP receptor activity; SNARE binding. NCBI's taxonomy places the organism in Eukaryota, Metazoa, Chordata, Actinopteri, Perciformes, Anoplopomatidae. The record is from RefSeq and is a predicted model, not a curated record.